CGGAGGUCUGUCCUGGGGAAGAGAGUGCAGUGGAGAAGUGAGGAGAGCAAGCAUCCUUUAAGUUUAAUAUAGUGUGAACCUUCUGAGCAGAAGAUGGGUCAGGAUUACUACAAUAUCCUGGGCAUCAUUAGGAAUGCAACGGACGCGGAUAUUAAGAAAGCGUACCGUAAAUUGGCUCUAAAGUACCAUCCAAACAGAAGUACAGAUCCAUGUGCAGAGGAAAAGUUCCUACAAAUUGCAGAGGCUUAUGAUGUUCUAAGUGAUUUAAGAAAGAAAGCAACUUAUGAUAAAUUUGGUAUGGAGGGAUUGAAAAGAGGUGUUCCCAUUGAAUUCGAUGAAACUGGUGCUUGGACAUCUGGAUAUACUUUUCAUGGAAAUGCCCACAAAAUCUUCAGGGAUUUCUUUGGUGGAGAUAAUCCAUUUGCAGAUUUUUUUGAUGCAAAAGGAGAGAUAAGCCUGGGAUUUGGAGGGCUACGAGGGCGAGGAGUUAAGAAACAAGAUCCCCCUAUUGAAAAGGAGCUGUAUUUAUCUUUAGAAGACUUGUAUCAUGGAUGCUUGAAGAAGAUCAAAAUCUCACGCAGGACUAUGAAUGAAGAUGGUCACACUUCAAGCAUUAAGGAUAAGAUCCUGACCAUUCAAGUUAAGCAAGGCUGGAAACCAGGAACCAAAAUCACAUUCCCAAAUGAAGGAGACCAGGGUCCAAAUAAUAUUCCAUCAGACAUUAUAUUUGUUGUGAAAGAGAAACCACAUCAAUGGUUCUGUCGAGAAGAAAAUGAUCUAAUUUUCUGUGCUCAAAUUUCCUUGGCAAAGGCCCUAACAGGUCAUACCGUGGAAAUUGAGACACUCGAUGGCAGAUUUCUCAGUAUCCCAAUCAAUGACAUUGUCCACCCUAGAUACACUAAAGUAGUCCCUGGAGAAGGAAUGCCCUUAUCCAAGAAUCCAUUACAAAAAGGAAACCUUGUGAUCCAGUUUAACAUUCAAUUUCCAGAAAAGCUCACAACAUCAAAGAAGAAGCUGAUUAUUCGAGCAUUACAAGUAUGAAGUCAAAAAUGGCAAAAAGAAAGACAGUUAUUAAAAAUCAGGACUUUGUAUGUACCCAUCUGUAUUGAUAUAUAAUGCAUUAAUCUAUUUGCAACAUAAAUUAAAGUGUGUUUAUAAAUAGAGAUUGCUGAAGCAAACUUCUUGUACUUGAUUAUUGUGUGUUACAUUUCCUAUAAGAGUUCAUGAAUUAUGGUCAGCCUUAUUGUAACUAAAUCAGACUAAUUAUAGCCUUUGACUGGUAGGAGCAAAAGAACUUUUACACAAAUAAACAGACAUUUGUUUUCGAACUGAAAA
Molecule: messenger RNA, 1335 nt
Organism: Carcharodon carcharias (great white shark)
Lineage: Eukaryota; Metazoa; Chordata; Chondrichthyes; Lamniformes; Lamnidae
Gene: dnajb13
Product: DnaJ heat shock protein family (Hsp40) member B13
Exons: 8
Coding region: 94-1041 (315 amino acids)
Cellular component (GO): cytosol
Molecular function (GO): protein-folding chaperone binding
Source: RefSeq, a predicted model, not a curated record